CCAGCUUUUGUGAGGACUCCCCCAUAAUCCCUGGUUAGGGUCUAGAAACUCCUUGACAGACCCCUUUAUUGAUCCCCCACCCCUCGGCCUCUGCCUCGCCCCUUGGCCCCCCUUGCCGUUCCCCUGAGCCUCCGAGGAGGGGGCUUGGGGGGUGUGCUCCGAUGGCCUCCCGCCCCCCGUGGCCCUGCAGCCCCUGUGGGUCAGGGGGGACGCCUGGAAAGCCGCGCCCGGGAUGGGCAACCGCACGUGGGACGGCUGCCACGUGGACUCGCGCGUGGACCACCUCUUUCCCCCGUCCCUCUACAUCUUUGUCAUCGGCGUGGGGCUGCCCACCAACUGCCUGGCACUGUGGGCGGCCUACCGCCAGGUGCGCCAACGCAACGAGCUGGGCGUCUAUCUGAUGAACCUGAGCGUCGCCGACCUCCUCUACAUCUGCACACUGCCGCUCUGGGUCGACUACUUCCUGCACCACGACAACUGGAUCCACGGCCCCAGCUCCUGCAAGCUCUUCGGCUUCGUCUUCUACACCAACAUCUAUAUCAGCAUCGCUUUCCUUUGCUGCAUCUCCGUGGACCGCUACCUGGCCGUGGCCCACCCGCUGCGCUUUGCGCGCCUGCGCCGCGUUAAGACAGCCGUGGCCGUGAGCUCCGUGGUCUGGGCCACAGAGCUGGGCGCCAACUCGGCGCCCCUGUUCCAUGACGAGCUCUUCCGCGACCGCUACAACCACACCUUCUGCUUCGAGAAGUUCCCUAUGGAAGGCUGGGUGGCCUGGAUGAAUCUCUACCGCGUCUUCGCCGGCUUCCUCUUCCCGUGGGCGCUCAUGCUGCUCUCCUACCGCGGCAUCCUGCGGGCCGUGCGGGCCAGCGUGUCCACCGAGCGCCGGGAGAAGGUCCGGAUCAAGCGGCUGGCGCUGGGCCUCAUCGCCAUCGUGCUGGUCUGCUUUGCGCCCUACCACGUCCUGCUGCUCUUGCGCAGCGCUGUCUACCUGGGCCGCCCCUGGGACUGUGGCUUCGAGGAGCGCGUCUUCGCCGCCUAUCACAGCUCGCUGGCUUUCACCAGCCUCAACUGUGUCGCUGACCCCAUCCUCUACUGCCUGGUCAACGAGGGUGCCCGAGGCGACGUGGCCCAGGCGCUACACGACCUGUUGCGAUUCCUGGCCAGUGACAAGCCCCAGGAGAUGGCCACGGCUUCUCUCACCCUGGAGACCCCACUCACCUCCAAGAGGAAGGGCAGCGCGGCAGGAGCAGCGGCGGCUGGCUGGGUUGCCACACCACCCACCCCCGGGGAGCAGGUGCAGCUGAAGAUGCUAGCGCCACCGCUGCUGCCCAAGUGAACUGCACCUGGGGCAAAUCAGCCUCCCUUACUCCACCACCAACACCAUCACCCCUGACCCUCCCUGCCUGCUGAUGCAAAUUGUAUGUAAAUAAGACGGUGUGCAUAUUCAUAAGAACGCCAGGAGAACGGGUUGGUAUGCUACUGGUCAACUGGCUUCUUCCACCAAGGCCAGCCCACAGCCCUGGGCCUGUCCCACAGGAGCUGCAGGGCCCCGGUUAGGGUCUGGGUGGGAGUGGUGGUGGUGGUGGGUUCCCCGGAAGAGGCUAACAGGAAAUUGACCCAAACACCAAAGUCCAUGUGAUUGCCAGGAGAUAAAGACCAAGGGAGGACAAAGUCCCCACAAGGGGCCGCAAAUCUGUGCCGUCCAGGGAGAGGGGGCUGCAGAGCGCUGAAGGCGGUCGUCCCAGGGAGAAGCCAGACUUGGUUUUCUGGCAGCAGCUCCAAUCCAUGUUGCAGCUCGAGACAGCCCAGGCUGCGCCCCUGCCUACGUGGGAAAGCACCGCCCCCCUUCCCCGGCCCCUGAGCAGUGACGGUUGCCUAUCGGUUGAUUACAGAGACCAGUGGGUGACUGCCGAGUUGUGGUGUGUGUCAAGCUCUGCUGCCCUCUCUUUGGGAGGGACCAGGAUGAAAGGAGGGGAGCCUGGGUUUAGAUAAUCCAGGCAGACUGCCUGGAGGAGGGGUGAGCAGGGCAGCCCCCACUCCCCCCACUGAAGGAAACAAAACCAAGUGGAUUGACAAUUCCAUGAAGGGCAAGGGUGGUGCUGGGGACCCUGGGUGCUGGGCCUGCCCUCUGUGGCUCAGGA
This is a messenger RNA of Ochotona curzoniae (black-lipped pika), 2138 nucleotides long. RefSeq names its product G-protein coupled receptor 4. The record is from RefSeq and is a predicted model, not a curated record. Bases 233 to 1333 code for a protein of 366 amino acids. The transcript has a single exon. Gene Ontology annotation, cellular component: membrane. Gene Ontology annotation, molecular function: G protein-coupled receptor activity. Gene Ontology annotation, biological process: G protein-coupled receptor signaling pathway. Lineage: Eukaryota; Metazoa; Chordata; Mammalia; Lagomorpha; Ochotonidae.